AUGUCAGAACCGCCUCGCGCCGCUCCACCGCCGCUGCGAAUCGGCACCCGGAGGUCGAACCUGGCCGUCGUCCAGGCCGAGGGCAUCCGCGACAGCCUCAAGAGCAUCGCGCCCGACCGCGCCUUUGAGAUUGUGGCGCUUCACACGCUGGGCGACAAGGACAAGUCCGCCGAGCUGUACAACUUUGGCGCGAAGAACCUGUGGACGGCUGAGUUGGAGGACAAGCUGACUUGUGGGGAUCUGGAUGUCGUCGUUCACUGCCUCAAGGACAUGCCGACCAGGCUUCCUGAGUCAUGCGACCUGGCAGCCAUUCCCCUCCGUGAUGACCCCCGUGACGCUCUCAUUGUCAAGGCUGGCAUGCCUUACACAAGUCUCAAGACGCUUCCUGAAGGCGCAAUUGUCGGCACCUCGUCCGUGCGCCGCUCAGCCCAGCUGCGCCGACUGUACCCCCAUCUCCGCUUCGCCAAUCUGCGCGGCAACGUGGAGACGCGACUCGCCAAGGUCGACGAUCCAGAGAGCGAGUACACAUGCAUGAUCAUGUCCGCGGCCGGGCUCGAGCGCGUCGGCCUCAGGCAUCGCAUCAACCAGUACCUGGGCUCCAAGGACGGCGGGAUCCUGCACGCCGUCGGGCAGGGGGCGCUCGGUCUCGAGAUCCGCAAGGGGGAUGAGGAGGUCUCGCGGCUGCUCGAUCGGCUGGCGGACGAAAAGUCGACGCUUGCUUGCCUUGCGGAGAGGGCGUUGCUGUACACGCUUGAGGGCGGGUGUACUGUUCCGAUUGGGGUUGAGACGGAGUGGGUUGAUGGGGGGGAGCGGGUUUUGAGGAUGAGGGCAAUUGUUGUGAGUCUGGAUGGGACGCGGGCUGUUGAAGACUCUAUUGAUGCGGCGGUUCGUUCGAAUGAUGAGGCGAGGGCGUUGGGGAAGGAGUUGGCUGAGAGGCUUGUCAAGGCCGGUGCGGAUACCAUUUUGAAGGAGAUUGUUGCCAAUCGACCGCCCAAGGAUUGA
Molecule: messenger RNA, 1002 nt
Organism: Trichoderma citrinoviride
Lineage: Eukaryota; Fungi; Ascomycota; Sordariomycetes; Hypocreales; Hypocreaceae
Product: porphobilinogen deaminase-like protein
Exons: 2
Coding region: 1-1002 (333 amino acids)
Biological process (GO): heme biosynthetic process
Cellular component (GO): cytoplasm
Molecular function (GO): hydroxymethylbilane synthase activity
Source: RefSeq, a predicted model, not a curated record